UGAUUGUCACGCUGAACUGCUCAGUUCUCUCUCUCUGAGUUAGUCUCAGUUAGUCUGGAUUAGUCUUAAUCUGCAUGUCUUCAGCUUCUCUGCUCUGAUCUGUGCUGCUGAGGGAAUCUGUUGUGAUUUCGGGUCAGGUAGAAGCAUGGGCUUCAAAUGUGGAAUCCUACUGAUCCCACUAAUCAUUUUGCUGAAUAUUCCAGGUUCUCUGGGUGAGAGUGAUAAAGUGGUCUGCAGGUCUCAGAUUAUCUGUGCUCAGCAGGAAUCAGCAGUAAACUUGAGGUGCUCUUACCUUAACUCCAUCAAACCUCAGCAAAGCUUCUGGUUCAGCUCCAAACUAAAAGCUAAAUGGAGGAAUGAAGAAGAUCCAGAGGAUUUAGCUUUAGAUUCAGACUACGCAGGACGAGUGAUCUAUAACACCAAUAACUCCACACCCAUUACCUCCACUUCUACUCUCAGAAUCAGAGAGCUGAGAGAGAGAGACUCGGGGGAAUAUCAGCUCAUGAUCAUUACAGAAUCAGGAGAGAAAUAUUCCAGCUCUACAGCGAUCACUCUAACGGUUUCAGAUCUGCAGAUAAAGAUGAUCUCUGAUACUGACAGGAAAUGGACACUGAACUGUAGCACCUCCUGCAGUUUGAGCUCUAAAUCUAUUUCAUACAACUGGUUUAAAAACGGACAAUAUGUAAACACAACAAAUGUAGGUGAAAGAUUCUGGAGUUCAUAUGAGACUAAUGCUCCUGCCAGCUACUCCUGCUCUUUUAUCUGGAAUCCUGACAUUCGUUCCAGCUCAGUGUGUGUUUCUGGUGAGAACUGUUGGAGUGUGAUCUACUCAGAGAGAAGAGUGUGUGUUCUGGAGGAUUCCUCAGUGGACUUUCCCUGCACCUACUCAUAUCCCAGUGGACAGAGAGUUACUGAAUCAUACUGGUUUUACGUUCAGCGUGGAGUGAAUCCAAAUGAUCUGAGUAAGGAAGAGAGGUUUGCAGGUCGAGUGGAGUUUCUGGGGGAUAAAGAGAGAAACUGCACUCUGAGAAUCAGAAAUGUGACGAAGAGAGACUCUGGAGAAUAUCGAUUCAGAUUCUUUACCGAUACAGCAGAUGGGAGAUUUUCUGGUACUCCUGGAGUUAUUCUAAAUGUAACAGAUCUUCAGGUGAAAAUGAGUCCCAGUUCUCCAUCAGAAGGACAGACAGUAACACUGACCUGUAGCUCCACCUGCACUCUGCCCAACAACCCCACCUACAUCUGGUACGAACAGGCUGUCCGUAAGAACGGACAGCCUGUAACCAACAAACCCACCAGAUACAACAAGCUCUACCUGGAGUCAACAAGCCCUGAGGAUGUUCUCCAGUAUUCCUGUGCUCUAGGAGAUUCUCCUAAAGGUGCAGAGGGGAGCACAGGGUUAACACUGAUCACAGUGCCAGUGGCCGUAUUUCUGCUCCUAAUCCUCAUUGCAGGAGGGAUAUGUUUAAGGAGGAGGAAGUCCAACCCAGGACAGGAUAGCAAGAGAUCUAGAGAGACUGGGCAGGGUGACCCUGGACCUAUGAACAGUAAGAUUUCCACGCAGACCAUGACCUCCAACUCCACUCACAGAGAAUCUUCAGGUGGUCAGGAUGAGGUUCACUACUCCAGUGUUCAUUUUAAACGCUCUCACACACAGGAUGAGUCUUCCACAUUCCCUCGUUACCCCACAGAGGAUGAGAAUGUUCAGUACGCUGCUGUCAAAUUCCACAGAGACAGUGCUGCUCCCUAAUGAGCAAAUGCCUUCAUUAUAUCCUCUCAGCUAAUUUUUGAAUCCUAAAUAUAUUUAUUAUAAUAGAUAUGCUAACAUUGGUUUUAAAUGAUACCCACAUAUACAGCUGUGGAAAAAAAAAACUUAUGAGUUUAUUUGAUUUUACCAAGUUGAAAAGCUCUGCAAUAUGAUUAAGAGGAAGAUGGGUGAUCACAGUCACCAAACCAAGCUGAACUACUUGAAUAUUUGCACCAGGAGUAAAGCAGCAUAAAGUUAUCCAAAAGCAGUGUGUAAGACUGGUGGAGGAAGAGAACAUGAUGGCAAGGUGCAUGGGAAAAUCAUUGAUCAAACAUUGAUUUCUGAACUCUUGAAACUUUAUGAAUAUGAACUUGUUUCUUUGCAUUAUUUGAGGUCUGAAAGCUCUGCAUUUAUUUGUUAUUUCAGCCAUUUCUCAUUUUCUGCAAAUAAAUGCUCUAAAUGACAUCUUUUUGACCUUUCUGAUUGGUUGGCCUGGCCCUCCCAUUCUAACUGUACAUGUAACUGUAUGAUCUGCAGUCUACCUACAUUAAAUGUUGUGCAGUGUCUUUCAGUUUUUCCAAAUAGUAUAUUUUGUACAUAUUUAGAAUAAGAUUUAUUGCUCUGCCCCUGUGGAAUUACUUUAGCCAGUAAUUUAUGCAUACAGUGUUGGGAUGGGUGCUGUAUGCUUUCUUUACUAGGUCUAAUAAUCCGUGGGGCCAUUGGGCAUAAAGAGUUGUAAAGUUUUCUCUGAACACAAAAAGACUGUAUGAGAGCAACAGGUACUUUUAUCACUGAUUCAAGGAAUUUAGAAACACCAAUGAAUAAAUUUUCAUUUCAAAGCA
Messenger RNA from Astyanax mexicanus (Mexican tetra), 2586 nucleotides. RefSeq names its product myeloid cell surface antigen CD33-like. Bases 146 to 1747 code for a protein of 533 amino acids. Lineage: Eukaryota; Metazoa; Chordata; Actinopteri; Characiformes; Acestrorhamphidae. The transcript has 9 exons. The record is from RefSeq and is a predicted model, not a curated record.